UAAAAGGAGAAUAAAAAAAAAAAAAAUACAUACGUAUCUUCCACCUCUUCCCUCAAAUCCCUACUGCCGUAACCUGAGAUCCUCUGUAAUCACAGCUCCCUUCCUAUCCAAUUGGUUUUCUCUUCCCUCGCUGGUCGUCCCUACAGAAGCUUCUCCACUCUCUUUGGUGAGAUUCGUGCUUUGGUGGGAAGUUCAACCUCUCUACUGUCAUUCAUACCUGAAGAAAUCGCAAACGAGCUUAAUAACCAAUUGAGAAAAGCAAAAACUGUAAAUGGAAGUUGAGGGCAAUCCGAUUAGAGUGCAGUGUAUAAUGCAAGAUGGAAAAAUGGUGGUGCCACCUCAAUAUGUGCAACCACCUGAGAUCAGAGCACAACACAACUCUAAGAAGAUCUCUUUGAGCAAUAAUUGUGAUGCACCAACGCCACCUGUUAUCGAUCUUAGCAAUGCUGACAUUCUCAGUGAGCAGUUGGAGCUAGCCUGCAGAGAAUGGGGAGCCUUCCACAUUAUCAACCAUGGAGUUCCAAUCAGAUUGUUGGAUGACAUGAGGACUGCUGGCCGCUCCUUUUUUGAGGACUGCUCUAUGGAUCAAAAGCUCAGCUUUUCAUGCGACGCCAAUUCCCCUGCAUCUGAGGGCUAUGGCAGCCGAAUGCUAGUUGCAUCGAAUGACACAGUUUUAGAUUGGAGGGAUUAUUUUGAUCACCAUAGUUUACCCCUUUUACGGCGCAAUCCAUCCCGGUGGCCAAACUUUUCACCCAAUUACAGAGAAGUUGUAGCAGAGUAUAGUGAUCAGAUGAAACUACUUGCUCAGAGGCUACUGGGUUUGAUCUCCGAAAGCCUAAAGCUGCCUUCUUCAUGCAUUGAAGAGAUCGUAGGGGAAUUCUAUCAGAACAUCACCAUCAGUUAUUAUCCUCCUUGCCCACAGCCUGAACUUACUCUUGGUUUGCAAGCACAUUCUGACAUGGGUGCAAUUACAUUUCUCAUCCAAGAUGAUGUGGGGGGGCUUGAGAUCUUGAAGGAUGGAGAAUGGAUAUUCGUAAAUCCCCUAUCUGAUGCCAUCUUUGUUAUUUUGGCCGACCAAACUGAGAAGGACCAAUAUAUAUCCCUGAUGAUGUUUUGCUGCUUUCAGAUUAUAACCAAUGGAAAGUAUAGAAGUGCUCAACAUCGGGCCAUAACUAAUGCCACCAAUUCACGGAUUUCAGUUGCUACAUUUCAUGACCCGGCAAAAACAAGGAAAAUACGCCCAUUGUUUAAACCACCUAAAUAUCAUGAGGUGAUGUACGAGGACUAUGUUUCAUCCUGGUACACAAAAGGCCCGGAAGGAAAACGAAACAUUGAUUCUCUUCUCCUUAAUUGAUUAGUUGCUUUCAAUUCUCUUUUGGGGGAUUAAGCUCGUUCGCAGAUUGGUUCAGAGAGAUUUAUAAUUACGCUUGGACCAGUAUCAGUAUUCAGAUAUUUUUAAAGUGGUAGCAAGACCAGUUACUGUUAGAUGGUUAGAUCUUAACAAUAGCAAGGAUUGGCUUGUUUGCCAAAUUUACGUACAUUUUGGUAUGGCCAAGCCUAGUGUUGCUGAAACAAACUGAAAAAAUGAAACUAUUGUAAAGAGGACUCUGUAGUUGGAUUCCUCUCAUUUUUAUCCCAUCGUUUUGUAAAAUUAUGCACCCCAUGGAUUCUCCUGAAAAUGUCCUGCCCUGUCCUGUCUAGUUAUUCAAGAUUGCAUGAAAUUUUAAGGGGAUUCAAACAGAUUGCUAUUUUACUUGCAAUAAUAACAGGAUUGAUUUGUGCCA
Olea europaea var. sylvestris is the source of this 1784-nucleotide messenger RNA. Its product is annotated as probable 2-oxoglutarate-dependent dioxygenase ANS. The record is from RefSeq and is a predicted model, not a curated record. Lineage: Eukaryota; Viridiplantae; Streptophyta; Magnoliopsida; Lamiales; Oleaceae. The transcript is spliced from 5 exons. Bases 272 to 1354 code for a protein of 360 amino acids.